AUGCAUCUGAGGACAAACAACAAGCACGCUCCGUCAGAUCCCGGCCAAAAUGCUAAGAGUAAGCGUCUAGUUCCGUGGGACGGCGACAGCGUGGGGCAAGGUGGACCGACGUCGCUGGACGUGCUGGUCGGGUGGCUGAAGGUUCCCGGACACAUCGAGCAAUGGAGCAAAAAGAAGCGUGACGCAUCGCUGGAGAUUCUCUCAAUGCUGGAAGCGAACGGGAUCCGCCACCGGACAGCCAGCGCCGUUCAAUCCAAGAUCGAAAAGCUGGUCAAUCAAUUCGUCUCUGCGGUGCGAAUUCUGCGGAGCAGCGGCCAGCCAAGCGACCACCUCGAGAGCGAGGUUGUCGAUGAAGAUGUCGAAGCUGCUGUGACCAAGGAGUGCCCCGAGUAUCGCGUGUUGCUACCGAUCUUCCGGCGGAUCGAUUUGCGCGACAUGGGCCCGAAAGACUGGACCACCGGCGACGACAGCGGCGACAGCGGCUACGAUGGUGGAGGCGGCAACGCAGCAAGAAACAUGAUGCGCAAGGCAACCGAUGGUAUCAGCGGAUCUCGCAGGAGCAAGCGCCGCCGCAGCACCCAACCAGCUCUUGAUCGCAUGACUGCGGCAGACACAGCCGACACGGAGUCCACUACGCAAGCCGAGGCUGGCAGUAGCGCUAUCGUGCCAGCCACGUUCGGAGGCGCCGCUGCUGAGGUCCGACGCAAGAUGGAAGCUUGCCAUCUGCAGCAGGUUGAGAAAGUCUGCGAGCUGCGUCUCGCCACGGAGCAGGUGAAGGACGAGUGCGAGGUCGCAGUCGCUCGCUGUCGGCUCGAAACGGAGCAGUACCGUGGCGAGACGGAAAAGCGGCGGGAGGACCUUUAG
Molecule: messenger RNA, 864 nt
Organism: Phytophthora sojae
Lineage: Eukaryota; Oomycota; Peronosporomycetes; Peronosporales; Peronosporaceae
Exons: 1
Coding region: 1-864 (287 amino acids)
Source: RefSeq, a predicted model, not a curated record